GACACACCUCCCACGAGACGGGUCUUUGUUAGCCGCUGUGAGGGCCCGCGCAUGCGUGAGUUGACGGACAGCUUAGUCGGAGACAGCAUGGAUGAGUUUCAGUCUGCUGAGGAGACAUCCUUUGUAGUUGAAGAAGUGACUGCUAUUAUUAAAGAGUGUAUUGAAAAUGCAAUCGGAGGAAAUUCUUACCAGCAUAGCCGAGUUAACCAGUGGACCUCCGGUGUAGUAGAGCAGUGUUUGAGUCACCUGACGAGGCUAAACAAACCCUUCAAAUAUAUUGUAACCUGCAUCAUCAUGCAAAAGAAUGGAGCAGGACUUCAGACUGCCAGUUCUUGUUUCUGGGACAACACUACUGAUGGAAGCUGCACAGUGAGAUGGGAGAACAAAUCUAUGUACUGCAUUGUUAGUGUUUUUGGACUAGCGAUAUAAUUGCAAACACAAAGACGACCCCAAGUCUGUGAGUUUGGGUUCAGGCUCAUUGCCAUUGUUU
This is a messenger RNA of Polypterus senegalus (gray bichir), 490 nucleotides long. RefSeq names its product dynein light chain Tctex-type 1-like. Gene Ontology annotation, cellular component: cytoplasmic dynein complex; cytoplasm. The record is from RefSeq and is a predicted model, not a curated record. Bases 52 to 429 code for a protein of 125 amino acids. Gene Ontology annotation, molecular function: dynein intermediate chain binding. Lineage: Eukaryota; Metazoa; Chordata; Cladistia; Polypteriformes; Polypteridae. Gene Ontology annotation, biological process: microtubule-based movement. The transcript has 5 exons.